Eremothecium cymbalariae DBVPG#7215 is the source of this 459-nucleotide messenger RNA. RefSeq names its product Erg28p (gene ERG28). Gene Ontology annotation, cellular component: endoplasmic reticulum; membrane. The record is from RefSeq and is a predicted model, not a curated record. Bases 1 to 459 code for a protein of 152 amino acids. The transcript has a single exon. Gene Ontology annotation, molecular function: protein-macromolecule adaptor activity. Lineage: Eukaryota; Fungi; Ascomycota; Saccharomycetes; Saccharomycetales; Saccharomycetaceae.
AUGUUUUCUUUUCAGGACGCUUUUCAUUUGGCGCAUGUGACACAUUCAAAGCCUACUGGUGUAUCGGCAGGAUAUCUACCAAAAUGGUUGCUGUUGAUUUCGGUUAUUUCUGUCUUCAAUUCGAUUCAGACGUAUGUUAGUCAAGACCUGACACGUAAAGUUUAUGAAGGGAAGCCUAGUGAAACAACGGCGUUGAGUGCUAGGAUGUUUGGUACUUGGACUUUUGUUUCAGCUGUUAUUAGGCUGUAUGGUGUUUUCUUUUUACAUGAGGAGCACAUAUUUCAGUUAACGUUCAUUUCGUAUGCUAUUGCGCUCUUUCACUUUUUAACUGAAUGGUUGAUUUUCGGGACGUGCAGGUUGGGGAAAGGUUCAUUGGGCCCAUUUGUUGUUGCCACUACGUCUUUAGUUUGGAUGUACCUCACUAAGGAGUAUUAUACAGGUGUUGGAUGGCAUUUUUAG